Seminavis robusta is the source of this 1476-nucleotide messenger RNA. Lineage: Eukaryota; Bacillariophyta; Bacillariophyceae; Naviculales; Naviculaceae. The record is from the annotation of a GenBank genome assembly.
UAUUGCAAGCAGGCACCCAGGGUGACAGGGUACACGUGUCGAUACUCCUGAAAGCACACACCAAUCAACAAGACUCGAGGAAACAUCUUGUAGACUUCUUCCAAAACUGGUUUACCUGCCCCUCCCACGAGCAAGUGGACAAAAGGGUACAUCAAAUCGUCUGCGUCUAGAUACUCUUGAAAACAAUGGGAUAGGGGAGUCUCAGCGAAUUUUGGGUACUUCCUUAGCACUUCCAGAACAGUCUGAAUCUGCUCAUCAGAGAUCCCAUCAAAAUGAACAUUGGCCAACGUAUCCUUUAGUACCUCCCUUGCCCUCUCAGCUCCGAAGAUUUCGUCAAUACUUUCGCCAUCAACAUCAUCGUCGAAGACAGAACGGGCAUCGGCAGUGGAUUGAGUACUACAUGAAGACACGGAUCCAUCAUCUGUGUCUUGAUCUGGAAAUGCUCCCAUAUCUGCCACGUAAUAGACUGCUCCGUCAUUAGAGGCUGUAAUCGCAUGGUCAUUGAAGGCCAUGGUGGAGAAUUGGUUGAGCCCCCACCAAGCAACUGAAUGUUCCCGCAAAAAUCUGAGAAAGGUCUGAAAUUGUGAGGGUCGGAGGGGAAGAUCUACAAGCUAAAAGUAUCUUCUCGGUACCGGAACAUUAAAACUCCGAACUUUGCUGGAUACCUCCUGGAUAUCGCUUACUGUACUUUCCGCAGCUAUGUAUGGGUACUAGUAUGCAUAGAGACGACCUGAUACACAUACAAACACUCGUUGUACAUUGUCUGGUCUUGUCCUGGCCAUAGAGGAUUUUUUGUUUGCCGUUGCAGCCAUCACGACGAGACGCAAUAAUAUUACAUGUAAAGUUUGCGAAUCUCCGACACGGGUUUGUGAAUGAAUCAAGUUAGACCUAGCUAUCAUAGCUAGCUAGGACAGAAAACGAAUGCAAAAAACAAGAAGUAGGCAGGCUCAGAUUUCGGACAGCAGCAACGGCAAAGCACCACAACAACAAAACCAGAAGUGGUAUUUGAAUUUGAUUGGAAUGAUAGGUGCUGUCCGCUUCUCUGUGGUUGAAUCGAAGGAAGAAGGAAGCAAAGCCAUUGGCUGGGACGAAGAAAGAAAUAGAGCCAAGAGAGGUUGUGCAGAUCGUAAUGAACGGAAGCGAGUCAAGAAGGAAAGAAAGGGCGCAAUGGCGGCGGAGCAGGAAAGAAUACGGGGGCUAGGUCCGCCGAUUCCUUGCUUACCUUGCGGAUUUAGACCAGCAAGUUAUGGAAGACCACCUAUCAGGGAGAGAGUUGUGGCGGGUAUUCUCGAGGAGUGGAUUGGUCAGGAAACCCUUCAAGACUGUAUCGACGCGUUCCGUCAGCGUUUCAUCACCCCUGGGAAUAAUGUCGAUCUCGCCGAUUGGGACACCGUCCAAAGGCUGCAGCAGAUAAUGAUUCAGUUCAUGGUGAAGAAUCUCUUCGAAGACCCUGUACCUGGUAUCUGCCGCCGCUGA